UUUUUAAUUUAUCAAGUUAAUAAUAUCAAAUCAAAUAAUCAGAUCAAUCUAUGCAUAGUGAAAAAAAAAAUCCCAUUCACCUAAAUAUUUUUCUUACAUCUAAAAAAAACUUGAUAUAAUCCGUUAGUCAAGGCGGGCAAUAAUCUAGUGCAAACCUAUAUGAGAAACCCAAUUAAUGUAGAACCUCUACAAGAUUAACAAAUCAAUUAGAGACAGAUAAUUGAUACAUACAGAAGUUAAAAUAAAAAAUAAAAAAAUUGGAAACCCUCAAACGGGGUAAUUAAAGUAAGUACUUGUUUGUUUUUAUAAUAAAACCAUGAAAAUUAUAAGGAUAUGAUGAGGACAUUAAAACAAUUAAAAUAUAUAUUUUAAAACAAAAACAAUUCAUUUUUUUCACAAUCAUUUAAAAAAAAAACAAACAAACAUGCUCUAAUUAAUAUACAAUGCUGGAGGCCUUGGGGGCUUCGGCUUUUAGGUUCUUCAUUGGAUCGACUUUUAGGUUCGGCUGGGCUAAUUUUUUUCACUGAAAAAAAAAAAUACUAAGACGAGCGUAAGUGUUUUUAAGAAAAAAAUCUCGGAGGAACUCGUAUAUUUGAAAACAAAUUAUUUUGGUUUUGAAACUUGUUGGGGAUGGAUCAGCCACGGUAUCAGCAUUGCAGGUGGAUUGGUGCAGGAGCUUUUGGUAAGGUGUACCAGGCUAUCGACACCAAAAUCAACUGCGUUGUAGCUUUGAAGCUUACAGAGCUUGAAGGUGAUGGUAAUGAUGGAGGUGUACCGGCUGUGUCACUCAGAGAGAUGUCCGUCCUGAAGGAGAUGGACCAUGAAAACAUUAUUAAGUUGUUGGAUGUGGUGCACCAAGAUGGCAAGAGAUUGACUCUAGUUUUUGAAUUUAUGGAUGGAGAUUUGCUCGAAUUUAUGAAAGCACAUCCAGAUCGUUUCAGUGAUUCAAAUCUAAUCAAAAGACUCCUUGGUCAAAUUCUCUCUGCUGUUGAUCAUUGUCAUUCUCGAAGGGUUUUCCAUCGAGAUUUGAAACCAGCAAAUUUGCUAGUAAAUCAGAAAAAUUACACACUGAAAGUUGCUGAUUUCGGAUUGGCUAAAGCAUUCAGCAUUCCACAAAAAAAAUGCACGCCUCAGUGCAUAACGCUUGCGUACAGAGCACCAGAAGUAUUGCUGGGAUCAACAGAACAUUAUGUUGCUGCUGAUAUGUGGUCGGUAGGAUGCAUAUUUGCUGAGAUGGUGAAUCAGGAGCGAUUGUUUGAUACCGUGAAUUUGAAGAGGGAUCCUGAUAGAGAUUUUAAGAAGGAGCAAUUGAGCUUAAUUUUCAGUAUACUGGGUACUCCAGAGCAGGAUUCGUUUAUUGGAAUCACUUUUCCUGAUUGUCUAUCUAACUUCCCAGAGCAUCAGCCUCCGGAACUGAGAGUUGUUGUUCCAACACUUGGAUCAACUGGAAUCGACCUUCUUUCGAAAAUGCUAUGCUUGGAUCCUGAAAGAAGAAUAACCGCUGCUGCUGCGCUUCGUCAUGAGUACUUCCGGGAUAUUGCAGGGCAUUAAGAAUUGCAAAUUGAAUUAACUGGACUAGUAAUUUUUCACUCUUAUCUUCUCUAGUUUGAAUGUUGGAAAACUUGUUCUUCGUGCAUGUGUUGUGUGUGAUACAGUAUGUAGGUGAAUGAGGGGAUGGAUUUUGAUCUCAGAGUUCAGUAGUCAAUUGUGUUUCAUGUCCAAGGAUAGUCAUAGUAUGAAAUAUAAAAAUACAAGUCAGCUUGUUCCCGGCUA
Molecule: messenger RNA, 1773 nt
Organism: Populus trichocarpa (black cottonwood)
Lineage: Eukaryota; Viridiplantae; Streptophyta; Magnoliopsida; Malpighiales; Salicaceae
Product: cell division control protein 2 homolog B
Exons: 8
Coding region: 631-1551 (306 amino acids)
Biological process (GO): G1/S transition of mitotic cell cycle; regulation of G2/M transition of mitotic cell cycle; regulation of gene expression
Cellular component (GO): cyclin-dependent protein kinase holoenzyme complex; cytoplasm; nucleus
Molecular function (GO): cyclin-dependent protein serine/threonine kinase activity; ATP binding; cyclin binding
Source: RefSeq, a predicted model, not a curated record